Molecule: messenger RNA, 3726 nt
Organism: Bradysia coprophila
Lineage: Eukaryota; Metazoa; Arthropoda; Insecta; Diptera; Sciaridae
Gene: NAT1
Product: N-acetyltransferase 1
Cellular component (GO): eukaryotic translation initiation factor 4F complex
Molecular function (GO): protein binding; mRNA binding; translation initiation factor activity
Source: RefSeq, a predicted model, not a curated record
GUAAUGAGGUGAAUAAUGGAGGCGAUUUCAACGACCGAUUUAGUUUGCAUUCGGAACAUUUUCAACCGAAAGACGGAGCGAGUGUCUCACUGUAGUUCACCGCCACCUAUCAAAACGGAAGUCACCAGGCAAACGGGGCCCGAGUCUCGUGUCACGGGGAGGGAGACACCGGCACCCCAUGCAUCAACUCGACGAUGGGUCCCUCCAUCUCUAAUACCGUAUCAUGAACUCACACCAGAGGCCCAAAAUGAUGCUACUUUUCGUAAAGUUCGUGGUAUUCUCAACAAACUCACACCUGAAAAGUUUCAAAAAUUGGGUGAUGAUUUGCUAAAAAUUGAUUUGAGUAACUAUGUCAUUUUAAAAGGUGUAAUACAUUUGUUGUUUGAAAAGGCCUUAGAUGAGCCAAAAUAUUCGUCUAUGUACGCACAGUUGUGCAAAAGACUAUCAGUUGAAGCGCCAAUUUUAAAACAAGCCGAUAAUUCAUCCGAAUUUUUAAAUUUAUUAUUAAAUGUUUGUCGCGAUCGAUUUUUGAAUCGUCAAAGUGUGAAUCAUUAUAACCAUGGCCUGUCCACCGCGGAUGCCGAAGAUGACGAAAAGUUGCACAUUGCCAAACAGAAAAUGCUUGGCAAUGUCAAAUUUAUCGGAGAGCUAUACAAACUGGAUAUGUUGCAAGAUAAUAUAUUACACAAAUGCAUUCAACAACUAUUAUGUGACAAGGACAGAUCGAAUACGAUUAAAGACCGUUGUGAGGAUAUGGAAUGUCUCAGUCAGCUUAUUAGAACUUGUGGAAAGGACUUGGAUUCAGAGGAGGGCAAAAAGUUGAUCGAUCAGUACUUUGUGCAGAUAACAAAGUAUUCGCAAAAGUCCGUAUUUCCACCGCGCAUUCGUUUUAUGCUCCGUGAUGUCAUUGAAUUGCGACGUGGAAACUGGGUGCCCAGAAAGGUGACGAACACCGAAGGGCCCGUACCGAUGCAACAAUUGCAGCUAGACGAUGAUUUGUCAUCAUUUGUGAAUCGUAACAAUCAUCGUGACCAACGAAACAACGAUCGUGACUGGUUGAGUAAAUCAUUUGCGAACUCAAAUGAUUUCAACGGAUUGAGCGUUACCAGUCCAUCGCAUUAUUCACACCCUUACCAAUCACCAAUGAACUUUAGCAAUCGAGACUAUCGUGAUGGUGGUUCGGGAGGUGGUUAUCGUCAUAUGAAUCAGCGUAACAACCAAAACAACCAUUCAUACAACAACCAUAAUCGUUAUAAUAAGCACAACAACCAGCAUAACAUGCAGCACAACAAUAUGAUGAAUAACAAAGAGAUGAUGGCUCCCCGAUUGAAACGCAAUCACAUAACUCCAAUACAAGAAAAUGUCGACGACAAUAUAUUCCGGCCGGCCGCAAAUAGUUUAAUUUUCAAAGCUAGCGUAAGCGCAAAAGCAUCACAAAUGCCUUUAGUUCAGCCACGACCGAGCAGUGCAUCAUCCAUUGAAACCGUGUUGCCGACCAUACCAACCGUUAAAAUUCCGCCGGCGGCACCAGUCAACAACAUAUUGAACAAAGAUCAAAUCCUUAUCAAACAAGCAUCUUUGGAGAAACCGAAGCAGAACAAAAAGGACAAGGGUCCGACAAAAGAUGAAAUUCUUGUACGGGUUGUAACAUUCCUAACCGACAAUUUUUUGAAUAAUUUAACCGAAAAUGAACGCAACAUUGACGAUAUAAAAACAUCAUUCCUGGAACUCAAAGUGCCCGACAAAUUCAUGCGCGACGCAAUGACGAAAAUCUUGAAUGAGAUUAUUGACAAAAAUGAGCUCGUCCAUGAUCGAGUCUUUGAGUUUUUGGUCAACUUACGCAAAGACGGAAAAUUGAAUCCGAAUGCCGUUGUCGAAGGUUUCCGAUCGAUCAUCGGCGGUAUGAGCGAAAGUGUUGUACCCCGCAUUGCCACCUUGGUCGCAUCACUGCUAUCGCGGGCAAUUACAUUGAAGCUGUGCAAAAUAAACGAUGUCGCCGCAUUCACCGAAAAUGGUCAACACUAUCCGUUGUGCUUGUUGGUGCUCCAGCAAUUGAACAAAACAAUCGGCAAGCAAGCGUUGACGGACAUGUUCAAUCAAAGCAAAGUUAAUCUUAUGACCACGAUGCCGGAACCGGAUCGAUCGAAAGAGCGCAUGGCCGAAAUAUUGGUGGAUCGAAGCUUGAGUUUCCUCUAUCCACUGCUGAAAUUACAAGGAGAAUUACAGAAGCAGAUACAAGCCGACUCAAAUCCGAAUCAAUUGUUUAAAUGGAUUAAGGACAACGUGGACGUGACAUACCAUUCUGAUCCCGGCUUUAUCACUGCAUUGAUGACAGUUUUGCUGAAACACAUUACCCAAGAAAGUACUCUGGCCGACGGAAUCGAUGCAAUCACAAAUCCCGACAAAUCUGCUACCGAAAAAGAGAAACAACUACUGGAAAACUACCGGCCGGUUCUAAUCGCAUUCCUUCGCGGCAACUACAAUCUGCAAUUGGUGGCCCUGUUUGCCGUUCAAGUAUUCUGCUAUUCCGUUGACUUUCCGAAGGGUAUGCUAUUGCGCUGGUUCAAAGCACUGUACGAUUUGAGCGUCAUCGAAGAGGAAUCGUUUAUGCGAUGGAAAGAGGAUCUGACCGACAUUCAUCCCGGCAAAGGGGAAUCAUUGUUUCAAGUCAACAAAUAUCUCACUUGGAUGGAACAGGCCGAGUCAGAGGACGAUGAUGAUGAUGACGAAGAGGAGGCGAAGUAGAGAGAGAGAAAGAUCAUCGUAAAGGAAAUAAAGGUUUUUUUUUUAAUCGAAAGAAACCAAUUAAAUAAAGGAAAAGAAAUUAAAAAAAAGUAAAAAAAUGAUACCAGAACAUUGCAAAGAAAAGUAAACAGAAAAACAAGUAAAAUAAAUAGGAAAGAAUAAAGUAAAGUAAAAAAAAAAUAUGGAAAAGAUUCAGGGGUCGAGCAUGCUAGGAAAAUCGCACGAGAAAGAAACCAACAUAGUAAAAAUAUUCAAAGUAAAAGAUGCGUUUCAUUAUAAAAAUUCAAACAAAAAAAAUUAUUGCAAUUAUGAUUGUCGUAAACAUUUUAUGUGUGUUUUUAUUUGUAUCAAUUAACGAAUGACAAAUUUAGUAAAAUGAGAAAAAAAAAAAUAAUUAAAAAAAGCGUAAAAAAGUAACAAAAAAAAGUUUCAAAAUAAAAAUUUCAAAAAAAAAAUCUUCAAAAAAUAAUAAUUAAAAAAAAAUUAUCUUUGUGGCGCAUUAUUGAAUGUCCAAAACAUCUCUAGUUCAUGUUUGUUACGCCGGUAAAAUACCUUUCUAAAGCACAUUAAAAUACAUAAAACUAAAAAAAAAAAUAUUCAAAGUGUAAUUAUUAAACAAGUGAGUGUAACAGAAUGGAUAGGAAAAAAAAACUUUUUUUAUAAUAAAAUAAAAUAAAAACAAAUUGUUCUUGUCGUAUGGUAAGUUUUUUUUUAUCUAUACCAUAAAUGCUCAGACUGUGUGUGAUUCAGAGUAUAAAAUAGGGCCAUAAAUUGCUACGUAAAAUAUAUAAUUAUUCAUGUGUUCCAAGUCAUUACAACCAAAAACAAACAAACAAAAUGACUUAGACAAGUAAGAAGAGAUAGAGAAACCCUGUCUCCCCCCAUCCCUGAAAAUAUCUGAAUAUACAUCACAACAACAAUUUUUACCCGUUUUUUCUAUUCUCGAGUCGAUUAAUAACGUAAAUAAUAAAAUCACAAAAA